CUUCCCACACUAUAUCAAUCUCCCACACAGCUUAGCGAAUUCUUCGUAAUUUCUUCCUUUCAACCUAUCAUCGUUUUCAACGAGCAAUCAUCUCGCUUCUUCUGGAGAUUCUCAUCGUUGAAACCCUAAAAUUAUACCUAAAAAGGUUCCAUUUACUCUUAUCUUCACGAGAUUUUGCUUGGGUUAGGGUUUCCUUCUAAUCCUCAUAUAUAUGUAUUUCUAAUUUUAGAAUCAUAUUCUGGUCUCUGUAGUCUGAUUUUGUUUCUUAUUUUUUAUGGAGUUUAAUGUAUCUGAUGAGUUUUUGGGGACGGUGGCUCCGUUAGUGGUGUAUUGGGUGUAUUCUGGAUUUUAUGUGUUGUUUGGAUCGCUAGACAAAUAUCGGUUGCAUACAAAAGAAGAUGAAGAUGAUAAGAAUUUGGUUUCAAAGAGAACUGUCGUCAAAGGUGUUCUUCUCCAACAGGCUAUUCAAGCUAUCGUCGCCAUCAUCCUUUUCACGGUUACAGGAAGUGAUGCAGGUGCUGCCAGCACUGAGAAGCAUUCUCUCUUCGAUCUUGGUAGACAAUUCUUUACUGCUAUGGUGGUGAUAGAUACUUGGCAGUACUUUAUGCAUCGGUACAUGCAUCAAAACAAGUUCCUGUACCGGCAUAUCCAUUCUCAACAUCACCGACUCAUUGUCCCAUAUGCUUUUGGAGCUCUUUACAACCAUCCAUUGGAGGGGCUUCUCUUGGACACAAUUGGUGGAGCACUGGCUUUUCUCUUAUCAGGCAUGUCCCCUCGAGCUUCUAUAUUCUUUUUCUCCUUUGCUACCAUCAAAACAGUUGAUGACCAUUGUGGAUUGUGGCUUCCUGGGAAUCUUUUCCAUGUCUUUUUCCGGAACAACUCUGCCUAUCAUGAUAUACACCAUCAGCUUUAUGGUGCCAAGUACAACUAUUCCCAGCCCUUCUUUGUUGUAUGGGAUAAAAUCCUUGGGACUUAUAUGCCCUAUUCACUGGAAAAGAGAGAGAGUGGCGGUUUUGAAGUAAGGCCGGUAAAAGUUGUCAAGGAUGAUUGAUUAAAUUCACCUAUUUGCUAGUUUUAGAGUACAUGUACCAUUAUGUUUGCAUUCUUUCUUUUAAUGUUGCAGUAUAUUUUUUUUAUCAUCAUAAAUAUUCAAUAUAUAGUGUUUACAAAUAAAUUUUUUCUUCAUUCAUGGCCAUGUAAAUUUAAUUAAAAAACCAUUUUUUGUACUAUGUUGGCAUUAUAAUUUUUGAAUUCAUAUGUUUCUAC
Cynara cardunculus var. scolymus (artichoke) is the source of this 1266-nucleotide messenger RNA. Its product is annotated as sphinganine C4-monooxygenase 1-like. The record is from RefSeq and is a predicted model, not a curated record. Lineage: Eukaryota; Viridiplantae; Streptophyta; Magnoliopsida; Asterales; Asteraceae. The transcript has 2 exons. Gene Ontology annotation, biological process: lipid biosynthetic process. Bases 275 to 1051 code for a protein of 258 amino acids. Gene Ontology annotation, molecular function: oxidoreductase activity; iron ion binding.